Messenger RNA from Jaminaea rosea, 300 nucleotides. Its product is annotated as like-Sm ribonucleo protein. NCBI's taxonomy places the organism in Eukaryota, Fungi, Basidiomycota, Exobasidiomycetes, Microstromatales. The transcript is spliced from 3 exons. Gene Ontology annotation, molecular function: RNA binding. The record is from RefSeq and is a predicted model, not a curated record. The coding region runs from base 1 to 300 and encodes 99 amino acids. Gene Ontology annotation, cellular component: precatalytic spliceosome; U2-type prespliceosome; U5 snRNP. Gene Ontology annotation, biological process: mRNA splicing, via spliceosome.
AUGGCCAAAGUCGCCCAACCCGAGCUGAAGCGCUACCUAAACAAGCGCGUCUGUGUCAAUCUCCAAGGCGGGCGCCGUAUUGUCGGCCUCUGCUCUGGGUUUGACAUCUUUAUGAACAUGGUCAUCGAUGAGGCCACAGAGCAGAUUCACCCACCUGUAGCGGGUGCGCAGGCUAAUGCGGAUGGGAGGGUACAGGAGAAUAGGAACGUGUGGCAGGAUGGGGACAGAUUGGGCAUGGUGGUCGUAAGAGGAAAUAGCGUCAGCUCAGUAGAAGGGUUGGAAGCGAUCAAGACGACAUGA